AAAUGUCAAAGUAAUCACUAUCACUGUCAAAGUGGCACGUCCUGUCAAAUCAUCCCAAAACAAAACAAAAUAAACUAUGGAUGCCUCUGAAGAUAAAAAGGCAAAAUUAGCAAAUUCUCGAAAAAGGUUUAAGGAACUACAGGAAUUAAAGAAAAAACGGGAUGAAAGCAAGGGAGAACCUCAAAGUGUCCAGGAGGAUCCAAAUAGUGCACAAUCAACCAGUAGAAACACCCCAGUAUCAGAAACAGCUGUGCCAGUCUAUGAACCCCUUAAAACCCAUAUUAUAGAACAGUCUGAUGAACUACAAGCGGCAGAAACGUCCGAGAGUGUUGCUAGAAGUGCCAUAGAAGAGCCUGCAACUCCUGUCAUCCAGGAACAACACAAUGCCAGUUUAGAAAACUAUUUCGGUGCAGCUGCCGCUCCAAGUCCUGCAGAAUUUUUCGAUAACAUUUCACCAUCACAAGAGACUUUAUAUUUUAACACUGACCGCGAUGAUCCCACACAGAGCGACUCUGAAAAUAUCGGUUUACCAAGAUACUUUGAUAACAUUAACAGCAGUGAUGCCAUUUGGGAGAAUACUAGCUCCACUGCUGGAGUAAAUGACUAUAAACUGUUUCCAAAUCCCAAUGACAAUAAAUUAAAUAUGGGCAUUCCAAUAGAAAGCGAUUCAGUUAGUUUGGAUUAUCCAGAGAUUCAGCAACAUGAUAUGGGGGAAUUUGCUCGGAAGAAUGUUGGGGGAUCGAUUGGGAAUUCUGGGAUGGAACAUAAUGGGCAGCACAUGUUGGCAAGUGUGUUUUCUGCAAGCGAUAAUCAAAAGCUGAUGGAUUAUUUGGGUACUACAGGGGCAUCGGAAAGAGAAAAAAACGAAAUUCGCCAUAUAAACAAUGAAAUAGACAACUCAACAGAUCUGACACAAAGGGAAAUCCAGCACUCACAUAAUGUAGAAAGCUUAAGACAACUCUCUGAUCAUCUGACACAAAUGAUAGAACCAAACUAUGAUUAUUCUUCGUCAGGUUCCAUUACAGAUCUGGAAAAGAGAAAUAUUGAGUUGGCUGCUGCUUUGGAAAGGGAAAAAAUCAAUUCUGAACAGCUUAGACAAAUGAACAAUCAAUUACAAGCAAAAAUAGCUAAUUUAGAAACCGAGUAUACCAAGCAAGAAAUCUCUAAUGAGUUUGAAACCCAACAAGAGAUAGUUAGGCUAAGAAGUGAACUGCAGACCCAUUUACAGACUAUAGGGCUUCUUGUUGCCGAAAAAACUGAACUGGCAUCUAACUUAAGUCAGUAUGAGUUAAAUUUCAAACAAAAAAUAAUGGAAUCUGAAGAAUUACAGGCUAGAUUAAAGGCGUCGAGGAGCAGAGUGGCAGAUUUGGAGAGGGAAGUUAACAAUUUAAAAACUGGUAAGGCUAAAAUGGAGACCUUGGAAGGGGAGUAUGGGUCUGCUCUACAAAAUCUGAGGCAGGAGUAUCAGGUUUUAAAAGAGCAAAGGGAUGAACUUGCCCAAGAUCUAAUAGAGGUGAGGGAGAAGUUGAAGAAUACUAUGGAGGAAAAUGUGCAACUGCAACAACAAUUGAAGGAAAUCACAGGGAAAUUCUCCUUAGCUGAAGUAAAAAUACAACAAUUGUCCAGUGGUGGGGUGGGAACUGUUGACAGCCAAGUUGAGCAAUUAACCCAACAGAAAUUUGCUCUUGAAGGUGACAUUGCCAACUUAAAUCAGAUGCUGAAGUCCGUUAUCAAGGAAAGAGAUGAGUCUACUAUUCAGUUUCAACAGUAUGCCCAACAGUUAAAUGCACAAAUAAGCAAUUUAUCUUCCAAACAAGAGGAGCUGCAGCAAGAAAACGAAAAUUUACGCGUACAAGAACAGAACAGAAUCAAACAUAUUGGGGAUCUAGAGAGACAACUUCAAAGCCUACAAACUGACCAAGUGAAUUACAUUAGCAGAGGAGUCAGUAACGUAGAUCUUAAGAAUGAGGUGGAGAGCUUUAGGGAGAAGUGUGAACAAUUACAAGCUCAAAAAACUCAAGCGGAAGAAAACUAUACCAAGGUUUCCAAUGAGAAGGAUUUGCUGUUAAAGGAGCUAGAAGCCAAAACCGACUCCAUAUCUCAACUGGAAAGCAUGAUAGAGCAACUUAAAGGCAACCAGCCGGACAGUGUUAAGCUCCUUGCAACCAUGGAAAGUGAUAAAGUAGCUGCCUCAAUGGCAAUCCAACAAAACAGGGAGUUAAAACAACAAUUGGAGGGCAUGCAGGAGGUCGUUAUGAAAAUGGACAAUGACAAAGUAGUGUUAACAGAAAACCUUAAGGCACAGCAACAAACCAACAAAGACCUGAUGGAGAAACUCCAAAAAACCGAACUGACCUUACAAUCGCUCGCGGACGCAAUAGAAAUCAAAGACAAGGAGUUGAUUCACUUGAGAGACAAUUCUGAAGAGCUAAAUAGGAGGGUGGUGGAGCAGGAACUGAUGGAGGAUAGAUUGAGGCACUAUGAGGCCCCUGGUAACUCUUCGGAGUAUUUACAGAGGGAGCUUUUUAACGCCAAGGAGACCAUUGACAAGCUCAGAAAUGAAUUAGAUCAACUGAAAAAGACUGCGGAGGAGAAGAAUGAUUUUACAAAGCAAAAUGGAAAUUUGGAAGAAACUAUUAGUAAAGAAGGUGAUGAUGCCACUGUAAAAACGGAAGAAGCAAUUAAGGAGAACGUAAUGCAUAAUGAAAAACAACAAAACGUAGACGCAGGUGCAGACAAGAACAUGCUAAAUCAAGAAAACGUGAUGAAAUGCCUGGAAGAGAAAGUAAAAAGGACCAUGCAAGAGAUCGCGGAUCUAACUGACGAAAAACAACGUUUAGAGCAUAUAGUUUUACAAUUACAAGGCGAGACGGAAACCAUCGGGGAAUACGUGGCACUAUAUCAACACCAGCGGAUGGUUUUAAAGCAAAAAGCCUUAGAAAAGGAUCAGCAAUUAAAACAGCUGGCCAACGACCGAGAGCAAAUUAAAAUAAAACUGGACAGAUUGAACGCGCUUAUAAAACGACUUGUGACAGAGAAAGGUACGGUGCCACCGGAACUUUUGGAACACCACGCCGGUCUAAGUAACGACAAUUUAUGUGCGGAACAUACGAAAAUGAGCGAGGAUCUUAGCAAAAUGGCACAGAGCAACGUGAUAGAACCGGACGAUCCGGGUAAAGGGGAUAAAGUGGCCGAGGAAAUUAUCACUUUAUUAUCGGAAAUUAAAAGUAGCAAUUUGGUGCAGCCAGAUGAGAACUACCAUCAUUGCCGAUGGUGUUCCGGACAACUUAUGACGGUUUAAAACUCAUUGUGAUAAAAUGUAUUUGAAGUAAUACUACGUAGGUACACUAGAAGUAAAAAAAAAUCUAUGUAUACUAAGAAGGUUAGAAAUGACAAGGUUGGUCUAGGAGGGAGGAAGAUUAUAUUAAGAAUUAAAGUGAAUAAAUGUUUAAAAAAAAAAUGCUAAUUUGUUGAAAUAAAUUUUACAUAUUUGCAAA
This is a messenger RNA of Anthonomus grandis grandis, 3497 nucleotides long. RefSeq names its product golgin subfamily A member 2. Lineage: Eukaryota; Metazoa; Arthropoda; Insecta; Coleoptera; Curculionidae. Gene Ontology annotation, cellular component: Golgi apparatus; Golgi cis cisterna; Golgi cisterna membrane. Bases 77 to 3301 code for a protein of 1074 amino acids. The transcript has 7 exons. The record is from RefSeq and is a predicted model, not a curated record. Gene Ontology annotation, biological process: Golgi organization.